Penicillium verrucosum is the source of this 321-nucleotide messenger RNA. RefSeq lists its product as uncharacterized. Lineage: Eukaryota; Fungi; Ascomycota; Eurotiomycetes; Eurotiales; Aspergillaceae. The transcript has a single exon. Gene Ontology annotation, molecular function: protein binding. The coding region runs from base 1 to 321 and encodes 106 amino acids. The record is from RefSeq and is a predicted model, not a curated record.
AUGGCGGAUCUUGCAGUGACGUAUCAAAUGAUGAGGAAAUCAUUAGAUGCCGAGAUCCUAGCAGCCCGGUCUGUUCGUCUGAUGGAAGAGACCAUAGGCAAAGACCAUCCGCACACACUUAGCGCAAUGGCCAAUCUGAGCCUUAUAUACCAGUCGCAAAGCAAGUGGGAGGUCGCCGGUGGAAUGGCCGAAACGUUACAUUCUCGCAGGGAAAAGGCAUUUGGAACGGACCACCCAGAUACAGUUGCGGCGCUGGAGGAUUUGAGAAGAGUAGCAUGGGUAGAGGCGGCGGAUCAGAAUGCACGGCGUACGUUGAAUUAG